AUUUCUUCCCUCUUCUGCAGCUCCCCGUUUCUCUGUAUCCCUUUCUGUUAAUCAUCUGUCUUUCAACGAAAAUUUGAUUUCUGGGUUCGUUUUCAAUAACUUCAAAAACCAGGUGUUUUCAGAAUCGAGAUCCAGUUUUCUUUUUGGUUCUGUUGUUACAAUCAACUUAAAGGGUGAUUUUUGGUCCUUUAAAGUUUAAUUUUUUUUAGACUUGGAUUGAAGGGGUUUCAUAUUUUAAAGAGCCCGCUUAACCGAUCCAUUUUCUGGGUUUUCAAACCUGUUCUUAAGUAUUUAUCAAGAAACAGGUUGCUUUUAUUUUGAUUUUUUAUAGUUCUAAUCUUUUCUUUGUUUGGUUUUAAGGUUAUGACAGAUACAAUGGAUUUCUUUAAUAGCAGUAGAUCAUUUCAAUCAUGUUUCUAUGGUGGAGAAUUGAUGGAAGCUGUUGAACCUUUUAUAAAAACUGCUUCUUCUUCUAACUCCUCUUCUUCUUCCCCUUCUCCUUCCUCGUCUUCUUUACUUUACCCGCCAUUUUCAGUUCUCCAAGAGCCGGCGCAUCCCGGUCCAACAAUUCCCCAGGUCCCGGCUCAGUUCCAGUUCCAGUUCCAAAACAACCAACCUAGUUACCUUUACCAAAACCCUCAACCCACCAACCAUAUGGCUAGGUUUAUUAGCCCCAAACCGAUUCCAAUGAAACAGAUGGGCUCACCACCGAAACCGACCAAGCUUUACCGAGGUGUUAGGCAGCGUCACUGGGGGAAAUGGGUCGCCGAAAUCCGGCUACCAAAGAACCGGUCCCGUCUCUGGUUAGGCACUUUCGAAACGGCCGAGGAAGCAGCCUUGGCUUACGACAAAGCUGCCUAUAAACUAAGAGGCGACUCGGCGAGACUCAACUUCCCUAACCUUCGUCCCCACGGUUCUCACAUCGGUGGCGCUGUUGAUGCUAAGCUUGAAGCCAUUUGUGAAAGCUUGGAAAAAGACCGAAAGCAACAGAAGAAGAAGAAGAAGUCGUCAAAGGAAACGGCUGAGAACAAAAGCAAGGAUCAAGAAAAGACAGUGAAGUUGGAGGACUCGUCUUCUUCUUUGUCGGACAAUGAGGUGUCGUCAGAAUCUUCACCUUUAUCGGAUCUUAUGUUCUCUGAUUUCAACCAACAGUUGUGGCCUCAGCCCGAAUUUGGUGCUUCUUCGGAAACGUUUAUGUUGUCCAAAUUUCCUUCCUAUGAGAUAGAUUGGGAUUCUAUUUUAAAACCAUAAUUACUUUCUUUCUUUUUUUGUAUUUUUAUCUGUGUAAGCUUACUGCAAUGGAGUUUUUGACAGUUGCAGUGGCAGGUUAGGGUUCUUAGUAUGAUCUCCAUGGUGAUCAGCUCGUUUUUUAGUGCUGAACCAAUGGAGAAAUUUGUUAGUGUCAAUGUUCAUAGCUCUUGUAAUUGAAUCUAUUAAUGUUAUUUAUU
Molecule: messenger RNA, 1448 nt
Organism: Hibiscus syriacus
Lineage: Eukaryota; Viridiplantae; Streptophyta; Magnoliopsida; Malvales; Malvaceae
Product: ethylene-responsive transcription factor RAP2-4-like
Exons: 2
Coding region: 364-1251 (295 amino acids)
Biological process (GO): regulation of DNA-templated transcription
Molecular function (GO): DNA binding; DNA-binding transcription factor activity
Source: RefSeq, a predicted model, not a curated record